This is a messenger RNA of Lasiosphaeria miniovina, 3199 nucleotides long. Its product is annotated as heterokaryon incompatibility protein Het-C-domain-containing protein. The transcript has 5 exons. Lineage: Eukaryota; Fungi; Ascomycota; Sordariomycetes; Sordariales; Lasiosphaeriaceae. The record is from RefSeq and is a predicted model, not a curated record. The coding region runs from base 235 to 2730 and encodes 831 amino acids.
UAGUCUACCUACUGGUACCUAUUUAUGCUGUUCUGCGCUCCUUCUUUCCCCUCCAUCAGCGGACCCAUCCCCCCUCAUUUCGCACCCACCUCUACCAUAAUAUCUACCCCCUCUAAACAAAAAAAAAACUAUACGACCUACCUAAUCAUCAACCUUGAAGAAUUUGACUUCUAGAGUGCGGAGCACAAGCAAUCUUUAUCAGAAAGCCCUUACCCAUCGACACAAGCCGCAACCAUGGCUGGCGUCAAGUCGUACCCCGGUACCGUUCUACUCGGGCUUGUCGUGCUCUUCCUGUUUGCACGGCCCACGCUUGCCUUUGGUGCCGGUAACAUUGCUGGGAUCUCCAAGGUGGAGGGCCAGAACUGGCGCCAUGGCGAUAUCGAGGAUGCUCUUCUCAAGAUCCUGAUGGCUCGUGCUGUCGGCGGCAAGAAGUUUGACAAGAUCAUGGUCUCGCGUGUCUACUUUGGCAACUGGCUUCGCGAUUACUCCCAGGCGAUUGACGUGGGCACGGUCAAGAGCGUCUCGGCCGAGGCCAUCCGUCUGCUGCUCUGCGUGCUCGGCUUCUUGACCUUUGGCUAUGGAAGCCGCGAGUUCGAGGUCACGGCGGACCGCCUGGGCUGCUACCGCCCUGAGGACCACAUCGACAACCCCAAGAACUACGCCGACAACGAAGAUGCCACAAACUACGACAGACGUCUGCGCGGCCCUGUCGACGAGCGCGUCGAGUUGGCCAUCGACCCGGAAACGGGCAUGAAGACCUACAUCGCGAGUACUUCCAUCGAGCAGCGCAGAUACAUGACCUCGGCCCUGCAUGUGCGCCGCCUGUUCACCGAGUGCAUAAGGCUUGGCCGUUCCUAUUCGCGUUCCAAGAACAACACCGAAUUAUACGAGGCCUUGCGUCUCUUGGGCACCGGGCUCCACUGUCUCGAGGAUUACCUCGCUCACAGCAACUACGUCGAGCUUGCCCUGAUUGAGCUGGGAGAACGCGACAUUUUCCCUCAUGUCGGCCGCGACACCAAGAUGAGGCUGCAGGGAGCCCGUAACGAGGUUUACCCAGUUGUUACUGGUACAUUUGGAGGCGUUGAUUUCCUGCACUCAGUCACGGGCGAAGUGUCCGACAAGAUGACCCAGAGUGAGAUCCAGGACCUGGAAGGAACUCUUCAGGAAAGCCAAAAUUCCGACACCAGCAUCCUGCGCAAUCUUCUUGACAAGAUCCCCGACGGCUUGUUCGGUGGUGACAACAAGAAGCAGAAGAUGGAAGAGAUCCAAAACAACGCAAAUGCAGCACAGAUGAGCAACACCAAAGUCUCACCGCGCAACCCCGAGGAAUUCACCCAGUAUAUCGGGGAUGUCUUCAAGCAGAUCAUGCCUGCCAUUGAGUUCCAUGACGACCUGCUCCAAACCAUUUCGAAGGCUAUCGAGAAGAUUCCCGUUUUGCCCAAGAUCAUCGAGCAACUUGAGGAACAACUCUCCGUCUUUGUCUUCUCCAUUAUUGCCCCCUUCCUCGUCCCCGUGAUUGAUCAGAUCAAGAACGAGCUGGCGACGGGCGCAACUGAGAUUAUUGAGAGCAGCAAGAAUGAGCAACUCAAUGUGUUCCAUGAUGACCGCUCGACGGACCCAACACAUUCCAUGCUGUCCAAGGACCACUUCUCAAACAUUCUCAACGAAAUUGCUGGCCAAACCGCCUCCAAGGUUGUCUCCUGGGUUGUACCUCAACUCAUGGAGGCCUGGGAUGACCACAACACGGAUGUCGAUCGCCUGUUGAACAAGAUCAUCUACGGAGUGCUGCACCACCCGGCCCAGCGACACAUGGGACAGGAUGGAGCCAAUGAGGGCCGUGACAUCAUGUUUAGAUCUGUUGAGGAGUGGUGGGGGCAGAUGGACGAAGGUCAGAAGCAGGAGUAUCGCCAGAAGCUGGGCCGCCGAGGAGUUGAGCGGGGCGAGAACCACAAGGAAGGCGUCCACGAUACCGGCCACGGCUGCGGUAAGAAGCUUGGCAUGCACAAGAACUACUCGGGAGGGGAACAGACCAUGGAAGACCGAAUUGCCGGAGCGGCCGUUGGUGCCAUUAUGGGAGGCGUCAAGUCUGGAUUCUCGAAUCUUGAGCAAAGCGCCGGCUUGGGUAACUUGGGCGGCGGUGGUGGUGGCCACUCCGGCGGUUACUCUGGUGGCGGCAGACAAGAUAGCUCUGGAGGCGGCCUAGGGGGCUUCCUCGGCGGCGCUACUGCCGGCGGUGGCAUCGGCGGCAUUCUUGGUGGGGUCUUCAAGAACAGGGAGACGGACACGUACAGUUCCCGUGAGCAGACCGAGGACGGCGGUUACUCCGAGACUACUACUGAGUACGGCCGCCAGGGUGGCCAAUACGGCCAAGCCGAGUACACGGAGACGCAGUACCCCGGCGGAGGGGAGCGGACCGAAUACCGUCGCUAUGAGCAGGACGAGGGCGGCCGCGGGGAGUACUCGGGUUAUGAAGAGCGUACAGAAACGUCGGGCUGGGAGGGCGGCCGCCAAGAAUAUCGCCAGGAAGAGACCAGCUGGGGCGGCGAGAGUCGCCGUGAGGAGCGUGAGGAGUACCCGCAGGAGCAAGAGGAAAGCUCCGGAGGUUUCUUUGGCGGCGGCGGCGGCGGCGGCUUCCUCGACAAUCUUACCCGACAGGCGUCGGAGGCGUUCGAGAGCCAAGAGUACGAGGAGCCCCCCCGUGAGGAGGAAAGCCGGGGCUGGGGCUUCUAAGAGACUCUGGGUGUGUCCGCAUAUUUGAUCUGCAGAAGCAGCAUAUAUGCGACAUUAAGUAGUGGACGCGCGUGAUGGCCAAAAGUUUCUUUAUGUACCUUGAGAUUGGAUUCCGGAUAUCUGUGGUCGAGAGAGGCGGGAUUUGAUUAGUUGACUACUAGGUAGCUACACGUAGAGGCUGCGUCCCUCGACGAAACCCAAUUCGAGUUUUUCCAACCUUUCUCUUUCUCUCCGUCUUUCAGGUCCAGAAGACAACGCGGUGAUUAAGUAUGAUUGGAGCACUAUUUAGGCCCGCCUAUUCCUCCAUCCCCAGGCAAUCUUGCUAAUUUGAGGGAGUCUAGCAGAGAGGGGGCAUGGGACAUAUAGCAUGCUGCUAGACUUGUGAUUCCCGUCUCCCUACACAGUUGUUGAUCGCCCCCUGCCCCCCAGACAUUGUGUUUUAUUAUAUGGAUUCCUUAUAUAACUACCC